CAGUCAGCACAUGUUCUAGUGCAAACCUGACACUACAUGACAUUAGGCAUGAAAACAAACCCAGAGGAACCAUCCAUGUUAUCGCACAAUUGAGAUGAGACACUCUGGCUCAGAAAUGUGCGAGACCUAAACACAGCUUGAGGUUAGUUCAAGUGCUUUAAAUCUGUAUGAGUAAACCACUCACAGGAAAAGAGAGUCAGGAAGUCAUAAACAGUGAAGACUGUGAUUUUAAGAGCUGUAACAAGAUGAUGAAACAGAGAAAAACAGAGGUCCUUUUUGGCUGGUUCUUAGCCUUCUGGCUCUCUUCAGUUGUCAACAGUGAAAUCACAGAUAAAGUGGAGCUGAGAACCAGUGCUGAGGUAAAGGCUCAGUGUGAUCAGAAUGUGGCCCUGCAGUGUGACAUCAUCUCAUCGAGGCCACUCAAGAUCAUUCUCUUUUCCUGGGUAGACUCAAGGGAAAUGAAAGAGCUGUGUGUGGUCAAUGCCACUGGUGUAUUCCCCUCUCCUGGGGUCCUGUGUGACAACACAAACAACAGCCUCACACUCACUUUGACUCAGGUGAUGCCGUCCAGUCAGAGUAACUACGUCUGCAAACUGCGCUCCAACCUAUCGAUCACAGCUGCCAGUACCACUGUGACACUGCAAGAGUGCCUAAGGACAUCUGAGCACAAAGUAUUCCAGAAUGAGUCUCAGGUUGAGUGCCAGUUCUUUGGAGUUUACCCAGAAGGCACAGUACACUGGUUCCUGGGCUCUGAGAAUAUAACAGAGUCCGCCAGCACAGAAAGCCAGCAGGAUGAAGACGGGCUGUUUGAUAUAAGGAGUACCCUUCCUACCCAGGCUGGGACUGAGCCUUACAACUGCUCCCUGUGGAUACCUAGUAGUGGAACCUACAGCUCUCACAAACUGCUGCCCUACUCCAGAGGGGAGGAUCGUAUCUCUUCAGGGACAAGGACUAGGAGCAGACUGAUGUGGGUCUUCAUCCUGGUUGGACUCAUACUCAUAACAUAGGACUACUCAUGGGAAGGUCAGGAGGUUUUUUACUGAACAUGGGACGUCGAACUACAGUAGGGCAAAGGGCUUUCCUGGUCAGGGCACAUCUACACAGGAUGGACCAGGGCCUUUCUCUCACUGAGUGAAGAUAAAUCAAACCUGGACUGCCAUGGCCAAAGUGGAUAUACAGUAUGUUAACUUUUUAUACUGAGAAGCAAAAUAUCAAACAAAUUACAAUAAAUACAAUUGCAUUUUAAACUGAAAAUCACUGUUCAUUGAGAUUUGAGAAUACUUUAAGAAGUAUUCAUCCAUUCUCAUCUUGUUCAUCCUUUGUCUUCAACGUUGUACGCUUGCUUCAAUUGCAUUGCAUACAGUGGGGAAAAAAAGUAU
Molecule: messenger RNA, 1379 nt
Organism: Coregonus clupeaformis (lake whitefish)
Lineage: Eukaryota; Metazoa; Chordata; Actinopteri; Salmoniformes; Salmonidae
Exons: 4
Coding region: 168-1007 (279 amino acids)
Source: RefSeq, a predicted model, not a curated record